Aphidius gifuensis is the source of this 3296-nucleotide messenger RNA. RefSeq names its product sodium/hydrogen exchanger 7 (gene Nhe3). The record is from RefSeq and is a predicted model, not a curated record. Gene Ontology annotation, molecular function: sodium:proton antiporter activity. Gene Ontology annotation, cellular component: membrane; recycling endosome. The coding region runs from base 183 to 2291 and encodes 702 amino acids. NCBI's taxonomy places the organism in Eukaryota, Metazoa, Arthropoda, Insecta, Hymenoptera, Braconidae. Gene Ontology annotation, biological process: proton transmembrane transport; regulation of pH; sodium ion transport. The transcript has 12 exons.
UAUCAUUCAGUUGUCACUUGUCGCAGGUUGCCAAUGGCAGGUGUUUGUGAUUUUUUACGUCACAAAUUAUCGUGACAAUUCUUUUUUUUUUUUUUUUUAAACUAUUAUUAUUAUUUUUUUAACACAAAAAACAUUGUUAAAAGAAAAGGAUAAAAUAAAGUUCAUAUUAAAAUAAAUAAACAAUGCUGCUACGUGGUAAAAUAACAGUAUUAUUUUUAUUUAUAAUAAUUUUUUGUAUUGUGAAUAUUUGUGAUGGCGCAGCAUCAGAUAUUGAACUUGAUGCAAAAGCACAAUUAUUACAUCGUCUUGAUUGUCGUAAUUUAUUGCUCUAUACAUUUUUAUUAAUAUUAACUGUAUUAACAAUUUGGACAUUUAAACAUCGACGUUUACGUUUUCUUCAUGAAACUGGGCUUGCUGUUAUCUAUGGACUUAUAAUUGGUGCAAUAAUACGAUAUGGCUUUAAACCAGACAGUGCCAUUCAUCAUAUGCGUGUUCAAGAAAAAAAUGAUAGUUCAUAUAAUCAAUCAGUACCACCAGAUUCAUUAUGGCUGAGUUUUCCUGAAGACAAAGGUGGUGGUAAUAUUAAAAAUAAAACAUUUUCAUACAGUUUUAAGGGAGAAAUUUACAGAGAAGAUCGUGAAAUUGAUCUGAAGGCAACAUUUGACCCAGAAAUAUUUUUCAAUAUUAUUUUACCACCAAUUAUAUUUCACGCUGGUUACAGUCUAAAAAGACGUUAUUUUUUUCGUAAUCUAGGUGCAAUAUUGCUUUUUGCAUUGGUUGGUACAACAAUAUCAUCAUUUGUCAUUGGUACAUUGAUGUAUGGUUUUAUCCAACUAAUACCACAUUUAUCAGACCAAUUUGGAUUUUUGGAUACAUUAUUUUUUGGAGCACUUAUAUCUCCAACAGAUCCACUCACAAUAAUAUCAAUAUUUAAUGAUCUCCAUGUUGAUGUUAAUCUAUAUGCUCUUGUCUUUGGUGAAAGUGUAUUGAAUGAUGCAAUUGCCAUUGUACUUAGCGGUUCUAUACAAAAUUAUGGAACUCGAUAUCAAACUGGCUCAGGUGGUUUUGAGACAGUUGCAUUCUUCCAAGCAGUUAGUGAUUUCGUUGGUAUAUUUAGUUUUUCAUUAUUUAUCGGUGCAACAAUGGGUUGUAUCACAGCAUUGUUAACAAAAUUUACAAGAGUACGUGAUUUUCCAUUGUUGGAAUCUGCUCUAUUUGUUCUCAUGUCGUACAGUACUUUUCUCAUUGCUGAAGCGUCUGAUCUCACUGGUGUUGUUGCUGUUUUAUUUUGUGGUAUUUGUCAAGCUCAUUAUACAUAUAAUAAUUUGAGUCCAGAUUCACGACAAAGAACAAAACAAUUAUUUGAAUUAUUAAAUUUUCUUGCUGAAAAUUUUAUAUUCAGUUAUAUUGGAGUGUCAAUGUUUACAUUUCCAAAACAUCGUUUUGAUCCAGGUUUUAUAUUUUCUGGUUUUAUAUGUGCACUUAUUGGACGUGCUGCAAAUGUUUAUCCAUUAUCAUUUCUUAUGAAUCUUGCUAGAAAACCAAAAAUACCAAUGAAUUUUCAACACAUGUUAUUUUGUGCUGGCUUACGUGGUGCAAUGAGUUUUGCUCUGGCCAUUAGAAAUACUGUAUCUGAUGCUAGACAAGCUAUGUUAACAACAACAAGUUUAAUUGUCAUUCUGACUGUUAUAUUUCAAGGAGGUGCAACAACACAAUUUCUCAGCUGGUUUAAAAUACCUGUUGGUGUUGAUGAAGAAGUUGAGGGACUUUCUCAUACUGCUGUAAGAAGUGUGUACAGUUCUAUUGACACCAGUGGGUCAAGUGGCGAAGGUGGCAUUGGAAAUCUGGAGAAUCGACGGGAGCAAAAUAAUCCCCCGUACAAUUCAAUUGGAGAUGGUUCAGUAUCAGGUGAAAAUACAACAAGAAAAACAAAUGAAAAAGCAUUUCUUGCACGUAUUUGGGGUGAUUUUGAUGGUAAAUAUAUGAAGCCACUUCUUACACACUCAAGACCAACACUUCUUGAGACACUGCCAGUUUGUUGUACACCACUUGCCAGAAUUUUAACAACAACACAACAAUUAUCUCAGGAGGAUAUUACAAGAAGACCUGAUUCUGAUUCUGAUCUGUGUCUUGAAGCUCAAGAUAUGGGAUGGAAUAUUAAUGUCGAACCGGUGAGUUAUCAUCAACAAAAUUUAAAUUACACUGUUAAUCCAUGCUACCAAUCUAACAACAGUGUUAACUCAAAUAAUCCUAAUGAACCCUAUGUCAUCCUAAAUCUAAAUAGAAGAUAAAAAUACAUAAUAUUAUAAUUAUUUAUUUAACCAAAGUUUUUUAUUUUUUUAUAAAUUUUUUCAUCAAUAUUUUCCAUGAUGAAAUUGUCUUCUGCUUUGACUCAUUAAUCCUUGAGUUAAUUUAAUUUUACAUAUACAAUCUGGAUAUUUAUAAUAAAUAAAAAAAAACUUUCUUUUCCUUUUUUUUUUUUCAUGUAAAAUGUGCCUAUUAUUAACAUACUUGCAUGAAACUAAAUUGGAUUAAAUUAUUUAUUGCUUUUAGCAUUAUAUUAAAUGACAAUGAUAUAUACACAACAUUUUAAUCAUUUUUAUAUAUACAAAAACUAAUAAUUAACCAUUUAUUUUUAUGUAAAUUAUUGUGUAAAUAAUAUUUAAGUAUAAGUGUGCUAAUUAACAAUUAAAAAAAUAAAAUUAUAAAAACAGUGUGUGUGUGUGUAUCACUGUUUUUGUGUUUAUUACUAAUUUAAUCAUAACAAAUUAAUCAAUCAAAAUAUUAUCAUUUAAAAAAAUUGUCCAUUGUUUAGCUUUGUGUUUUUAAUUUUAUUCAAUAUCGAUGAAAAAUUAUGUUUGAUGUUUAACAAGCCAAGGGAAUAUUUUAUAAAUUAAAUAUAUAUUUUUUUUUCAAUUUAUUAUUAUAAUAAAUAAUUAAUUGAAUUUUAAGUUUGCUUGUUAUUUUCUUUACUGCGAAAUUGUGUCUGUCUUCAGUCUUAUUAGCUGUUAAAUUACAAAAUUAAAAAUCAAGUUUUUUGUCUAGAAAACAUCGAGUGUUUUAUUCCAUUUUUUUUUUUUUUCUUUCUUUAUUUUUGGUGAUUGAUUUUCUAGAGGAAGAAUAUUUUUCGUGAUCAAGACGAUGAGUAUGAUGAUCAAGAGCUGAAAGACAUUGGAUUGGAGGGAUUUAUUCCUUUGAGAACAUUAUAAAUUUAUAAUUAUGACAGCCAAGCAUUUAAAUUAUAUUAUCGUCGUUAAAAAUAAUCCAUAACAAAAGUACUUAAUUCAAACUGGCAC